Dendroctonus ponderosae (mountain pine beetle) is the source of this 1577-nucleotide messenger RNA. RefSeq names its product ADP,ATP carrier protein 2. Gene Ontology annotation, molecular function: ATP:ADP antiporter activity. The record is from RefSeq and is a predicted model, not a curated record. Gene Ontology annotation, cellular component: mitochondrial inner membrane. Gene Ontology annotation, biological process: mitochondrial ADP transmembrane transport; mitochondrial ATP transmembrane transport. Lineage: Eukaryota; Metazoa; Arthropoda; Insecta; Coleoptera; Curculionidae.
UCUACUUCACUGGCAGUUUAGUGCGCGGUCCGAAUACACCUGGACAUAAUUGUCGCUCGUACCCUUGAUUUCAAGCCCUAUUGCAAACCUACCACAAAAUGUCUCUGUCUGACCCAGUUGCCUUCUUCAAAGAUUUCCUGGCUGGAGGUAUCUCUGCCGCUGUAUCCAAAACAUGUGUAGCCCCAAUCGAACGUGUGAAAUUGCUUUUGCAAGUACAGCACAUUUCCAAGCAAAUCCCCGAAGAUCAACGUUACAAAGGUAUGGUCGACUGUUUUGUCCGUAUCCCCAAGGAACAAGGUGUAUUGGCUUACUGGCGUGGUAACACCGCUAACGUAAUCAGAUAUUUCCCAACUCAAGCUCUGAACUUUGCUUUCAAAGACAAGUACAAGCAGGUCUUUUUGAGCGGUGUUGACAAGAAAACUCAAUUCUGGAGGUACUUCUUAGGAAACUUGGCCUCCGGUGGUGCCGCUGGAGCCACGUCUUUGUGUUUUGUGUAUCCUCUCGAUUUCGCCAGAACCAGGUUGGCCGCUGAUGUAGGUAAAGCCGGUGCUGACCGUGAAUUCAGCGGUUUGGGUAACUGCUUGGUCAAGAUCUUCAAAUCUGAUGGACUUGGAGGUCUCUACAAGGGAUUUGGUGUCUCUGUCCAAGGUAUCAUCAUCUACAGAGCCGCUUUCUUCGGUUUCUACGAUACCGCUAAGGGCAUUUUGCCUGACCCCAAGAACACUCCUCUUCUUAUCUCUUGGGCUAUUGCACAGACUGUCACCACCAUUGCCGGUAUUAUCUCUUAUCCAUUCGACACCGUGCGUAGGCGUAUGAUGAUGCAGUCUGGACGUGCCAAGAGUGAAGUCAUCUACAAGAGCACAGCUCACUGCUGGGCCACAAUCGCCAAACAAGAAGGUACUGGUGCCUUCUUCAAGGGAGCCUUCUCCAACGUCCUCAGAGGAACUGGAGGAGCCAUCGUAUUGGUCAUGUACGACGAAAUCAAAACCCUCAUCGUUUAAACAACUUUACCGUAUCGCGCAUUACUUUUUUGUAACACUCCAUCUCCAGUCGUCAGAAACCUUUUGCCUAAGGACUGACUUAGAUAAAUUUUCCUGUUCCAUUUAUUGUUUUUAGUUAUGCCUCACUAUGCCUAACUUUACGAAAAUCAUUCCGGGCGGUACGAAACCAAAAAAACGACCUAGCGUUUGCUCCUUUUUUUGGUACCUUAACAUUGUUUAUCGGUCGUCAUUAAAUUACAAACAGGCGUAGCUAAGAACAGUACUGUAUAUACUACAUUACUUAGAUGUAAAUUUAUUUAUUUGUAUCCUGAUUUUUUGACAAAUAAAAUACUGGAAACAAAGGAAAAAGACUUAUUAUGAACCGUAAUGCAAGUAGAAUUACAGUUAAUCCAGUAUAUCAUGUUCGAACAGUUUGCUAUCGUAGGUUUAUUGUAUAAUGGUAUUGUUACAUGUGGAUCGGAAGAAUCGUACUGUACAUGAAUCAAAUUGGAAAGCAAUGUUACAACCUGUUGAAUCGUAUUGUUUCAUUAUUUGUUAUCGGAGAUCUGGUGGCAAAAAUAAAAACGAUAAAACAUU